GUGUCAUUCCUUCUCAGACAUCUGCUCGUGGAUGUUAAAACCCCGAGCACCUUUGGCAGGGACACUGAGCUGUGAAAUCUGCAGCACCUGUGACAGAGGAGCACUCUUUGGGAAAAAAGUUGUCCAAGGAGAAGCAGCAGCUUCAACUCGUGUCCUAUUGGAGACAAGUGAAUCUGAAGUUAUAUAUUAUAUAAGACGUAGGUGAUGACAGCAGUUUAUCAUUAACCUGGACUCUGCAAGAAGCACAUAAGGAGAGAAAGAAGAAAGCCAGAGAAGCAGCCAGGAUGGAAUCCAUCAUAAGGAUCAACAAUGCUGCAGACAUCUCUGUCAUUGUUCUCUACUUUUUGGUAGUUCUGGCAGUGGGACUAUGGGCGAUGUACUCCACCAACCGGGGCACAGUGGGGGGGUUCUUCCUGGCUGGCCGGAGCAUGGUGUGGUGGCCGAUUGGUGCUUCUCUGUUUGCCAGCAACAUUGGCAGUGGGCACUUUGUGGGAAUAGCAGGAACAGCAGCAGCUGGAGGAAUUGCCAUUGGAGGAUACGAGUGGAAUGCUCUGGUAUUUGUGGUGGUUCUAGGAUGGAUCUUUGUGCCCAUCUACAUCAAGGCUGGGGUGGUGACAAUGCCAGAGUACCUGAGGAAGCGUUUUGGUGGGAAGCGGAUCCAGGUCUACCUGUCACUCCUGUCCCUCCUCAUCUAUGUUUUCACAAAGAUCUCAGCUGACAUCUUCUCUGGGGCUGUAUUUAUCCAGCUGGCCAUAGGGCUGAAUCUUUAUUUGGCCAUAAUUAUCCUGCUUUCUAUUACUGCCCUUUACACCAUCACAGGUGGCCUUGCAGCUGUGAUUUACACAGACACCCUACAAACCUUCAUCAUGGUGUUGGGAUCCUUUAUUCUCAUGGGAUUUGCAUUUGCUGAAGUAGGAGGCUACGAGGCUUUCAUGCAGAAGUACAUGGCAGCCAUUCCCUCCAACACCUCCUACGGAGGCACGGCGGUGGAUCCCGCGUGCUACACGCCCCGCAGGGACGCCUUCCACAUCUUCCGGGACCCGGCCAGCGGGGACCUGCCCUGGCCAGGGGUGCUCUUUGGCCUCAGCAUCCUUGCCAUGUGGUACUGGUGCACUGACCAGGUCAUUGUGCAAAGAUGUCUCUCUGGCAAGAACAUGUCCCAUGUGAAGGCUGGCUGUAUCCUGUGUGGGUACCUCAAACUCUUGCCCAUGUUCAUCAUAGUGAUGCCUGGGAUGAUCAGCAGGAUUUUGUACCCAGAUGUGGUGGCUUGUGUUGUGCCUGAAAUCUGCCAGAGCUACUGUGGCACCUCAGUGGGCUGCACAAACAUUGCUUACCCAAAACUGGUAGUGGAGCUUAUGCCAAAUGGUCUGCGGGGUCUGAUGCUGUCAGUCAUGCUGGCCUCCCUCAUGAGCUCCCUGACAUCCAUUUUUAACAGUGCCAGUACUUUGUUCACCAUGGACAUUUACACCAAAAUCCGGACGCGGCCGUCUGAGAAGGAGCUGAUGCUGGCUGGCAGGGCAUUUAUGUUACUCUUAAUUGGCAUCAGCAUUGCCUGGGUUCCCGUGGUGCAGUCAGCUCAGAGUGGGCAGCUCUUUGAUUAUAUUCAGUCUGUUACCAGCUACCUGGGACCUCCCAUUGCUGCUGUUUUCCUGCUUGGUGUCUUCUGCAAGCGUGUCAAUGAGCAGGGUGCCUUCUGGGGCCUGAUCAUUGGGCUGCUGGCUGGACUCAGCAGGAUGAUUGCAGAGUUUGCCUAUGGAACUGGCAGCUGUGUGGCCCCUUCCAACUGCCCCUUCAUCAUCUGUGGCAUUCACUACCUUUACUUUGCACUGAUCCUCUUUGGGGUUUCUGCCAUCGUCAUCCUGGCAGUCUCCUUCAUGACCAAGCCCAUUCCUGAUGUACAUCUUCACCGCCUGUGCUGGUCCUUGCGGCACAGCAAAGAAGAACGGAUUGAUCUUGAUGUGGAUGAGGAGCAGGACAGAGCUGAUGAAAAAGAUGAUGAAUCAGUUAAUGAGGAAAACCAGCAGGACCCAGGAUGCUGUAGGAAAGCUUACAACUGGUUCUGUGGCUUGGACCAACAGAAGGGCCCCAAACUGAGCAAGGAGGAAGAAGAGGCACUGAAGAAGAAACUGACAGACACCAGUGAAGUGCCACUGUGGAGAAACAUUGUGAACAUCAAUGGCAUCAUCCUCCUGACUGUGGCUGUGUUUUGCCAUGCCUACUUUGCAUAACCCCCCAUCACAGUCCUGAAAUUGUACUGCAUUGUUCAAGCAAAACUGAUGGUUUGUAGAUUUACACAAUUAGAUACACAUUGUAUUUUCAUCAUCUGCAUUUGUAAAACAUCAGAGUGAUUUACUCACUGAUUUUGUGAUCAUAAUUUCAACAAUUUAAAGAUGAAGGCUACUGGGAUUUCAAGAGAGAGAAUUUCUAUUUAGACAUUGAACCAAUCCAGGGCUAACUGAGGUUCAGAAUUUCCAUCCAAUAUUCUCUCUGCUCAUGAUACAUUUCAUAUUUUAGGUUCAGAACAAGCCUGCUUGAGCCAUAUUUCAUAUCAGGUUUUGUGAACCACCUUUUAGGGCUCAUGACACUAUUUUGAUUUUCAGCUCUUACUCUGAUCACUCAGUUUUCCUUUUCCUUUGGCUAUGAUAAUUUGAUUGCAAAUAACUCACAAGCACUGAGGGACUGUAUUACAAACUCAAAUUAACACAUUGCUUUUGUCCCUCCAAACAUGGGAUAUCUUAAGUAAAGGGUUUAUGCAUAUGUCAAUGUAUUUGAUAUUGUAUAUAACUUUCCAUUAUCAGUUUCCCCCCCUUUUUCUCACUUUCCAUUGGGUUGUGUUUCUCAGUUGUCAGUGGAACACUAACCUCUGAAUUGAUCACAUUUUGAAACUGGGGAACACCUGUCUUGAUGAUCCUAAAAAGAAUUUUGCUUACAGUAGAUUAUGUGUUUAAGGUUAACUUCCAAAGGUCCUCCUCUCUCGAUAUUUUAAUAUAUACCUUUACUUGAAUGUGAAGCUUUUUAUACAAAAUGCCUGUAUUAUAUAUACACAAGAAUACAUUAUGUAUAUGCACUAUAUAUAUUAUAUAUAUUUAAAAUAUGUGUUUAUGUGUGUGUAUAUAUAUUGAUUUCUUACUGAUCAACUCCCACCCUGGUGUGUCAAGGCCCUCUUUACUGUGGGCUUGGAGUCAAUGUACUUCUCUGUCUAUGGACUGUGCUACAAACCAGCCCAACCCAUGGUGGAACAUCCUCAGCAUUGGAAUGCUGGGCUGCAUUGUGCAGACACAUCAAGGGCUCUGGACUGCUUUUCUGCAAAGCUAUAAAUCUUUCCUCUGAAGAUUUCAUUGAGAAAUAGGAUUCCUGCUGCAUGGCAGCAUGAGUUAGCAGUUCAGGAAAGAGAAUAGUCACAGCUGUGGGAUAUCAGCUAAACCAGGCUGAUUGUCUCUACUCCAUAAGUUUGGUACCAGCUGGGGACACAGGAAAAGACAGAUUUAACACUUCAAAGCAAAAAGCAAUAGAUCCUCUUUUUAUCUCAUUCAGCUUCCUGGGGAAUCAAGUGUAGAAAGAAGAUGCUGGUGGCUCAGUCAGGCAGUGCCACCGUUCCCAGCUCCUUUUUGCACCCGUUGGUGGCACUGCGCUGUCCCCGAGGUUCUGCCUCAGGACACUUCGGGCUGGCAGCUGGAGGGGAAGGCACAGAGCAACCCCUGCAGUGCCACAGCACCCUGCUCUGCCUCCUGGGCUGGCACCACCCUGCUCUGCCUCCUGGGCUGGCACCACCCUGCUCUGCCUCCUGGGCUGGCACCACUGCCACUUCUUCAUCUCCUGGCAGGAUCUUUGCUUCAUUUGGCUGUAACCCCAAACGCUCUGGAUUCCAGCAGAAUUGCUGCUCUUCAGGAGAGUUGAUGCUCUUCAGCAUAAUCCCUGCAGGAUCCUUUGCAUAGGCCAGAUCCAAUCAAAACUUCAGAAAUACCAGUGCAAACCUUAACACAGUGAUAGAGUAUUUUAAAGAGCGUGGAAUUAAUUGUAUUUAAUGAAUGCUGAAGACUUGUAUGUAUUAAAGUAAUUGUAUGUUUUGAAGUAUCUGGUGUCCACCAAGUGAUGGGAUUUUUAUAUAAUAUGAUGGAAGACAGAGAAACUUCAUUUGGUGUCUAGGUUUUGGCUCUGGAUAAUAGUAAUGGAUGAAAAACAAACAAGGAAGAUGUCACUGAGGAUUGCCCAGAUCCCUCUUUGUCAUUCGUUGCUACAAAAAUACAGUGAAAUUAUUCAGCUAUUUGGAUGAAGACAAAGAACACAAGUGAUUGCCUGGCAGUCUGAGCAGCCUUUGGAUGACCUCCUGGUUAAUCAGGCAUCAUUGCAUGACUUUGCUCCUCAGAACCACAGAGUUUUGAAAAUCUAACACACAGCUUCCCAGGGAUAUUCACUGUAUGUCCUCAGCAACCUGAUUUCAUUCUGGUCUGAAGGUGGAUGUUGUGGAGGAAGAGCUCAAAUGUUUACAUAAAGUUUGACAGCUACUGUUGACUCCUGUAAUUUUGCAGAAUUUCACAGAAAAAUUGCCUUAUAUUGUGAACAGUUGAUAAAAUUGUAAUGUUUAGCUAACAUUAAAUGCUGGCUCAGGUUGGUA
Molecule: messenger RNA, 4615 nt
Organism: Haemorhous mexicanus (house finch)
Lineage: Eukaryota; Metazoa; Chordata; Aves; Passeriformes; Fringillidae
Gene: SLC5A1
Product: solute carrier family 5 member 1
Exons: 15
Coding region: 285-2228 (647 amino acids)
Biological process (GO): transmembrane transport; sodium ion transport
Cellular component (GO): plasma membrane
Molecular function (GO): D-glucose:sodium symporter activity
Source: RefSeq, a predicted model, not a curated record